Ostrea edulis (European flat oyster) is the source of this 2292-nucleotide messenger RNA. RefSeq lists its product as uncharacterized. Bases 82 to 1323 code for a protein of 413 amino acids. The record is from RefSeq and is a predicted model, not a curated record. The transcript has 7 exons. Lineage: Eukaryota; Metazoa; Mollusca; Bivalvia; Ostreida; Ostreidae.
ACUUGUAAAUCCCCCGCGGAUCGAUUUAGUGUAUGAAUAAAAAAAAUGGCUGAAAGUAUUUGAUUUAUAUGAUGAAAGGAAAUGGAUAUAAUUUAUUUCGUUGUGUCGACCAUUUGCCUGAGUUCUGCCCUGAGUGAACAUCAAACGUCUAAAUGCCAUGGCAACAAUUACAUGAAUUCGAUGUGCAGCGAUUCCGGAGUGAUCGCCAUCAGACAUCUACAGUACGGUGCAAAAUCAUACAUCAAUCAAGCUUGUCCAUCCGAGAUCGAGAAGCAAAAUAAUGAUACCUGCUGUUCUUUUGAGAAUGGUGACUGUCUUAAAAACAUAACAGAUUACAUUCAUAAAUAUCUGUAUUUCUCCCGUCUGUCUAGACUUACAAGCAUAUCACAAAACACGGCGACUCCAUGGACCCGGAUGGAAUGUGGCAACAGGACCUUUUCAAACUACGUUCUGGUGUCGUUUGACUGCAUCAAAGAAUCAGAAAUCAAGAACUUCUGCAGCUACCAGAAACUGAACUCCAUGAACGGAUCCGUGUAUCUAUCUAGAAAGCAAUACGAUGAAAUUUCAGACACAUGCGAGUGUUCGAUUAAAUCUUCUGAAAACUCGAUUAUUAAUGUAAAUGCUGUUGAUGUUCGAUUGCAACCAAAACACCCCAUUGAUCAAAACCACACAGGCGAAUGCUCAAACUCUACAUAUAAACUAACAUUUAGCAACGGAAGUGACACAGUCUCACAUGAAUGUGAAAAUAGUACCAUCUUUGGUGAAUUUACACCACUUUAUUCAUCAUCAGGAAACUGGGUCAACAUUUCCUACUCUGAGGGGCUAUCGGACGAACCACAAAGUGUCUGGUUACAAGUAACAGUCAGCAAAGGAGAGUUUGAAAUUGAAUGCAACCCACGUCUCUCAACAACAUCAUCAACACCAACAACGACAGUACACUCAACAAUAUCUGGGGGUCAGGGAAAUAGAGUGACCAAUAAAAGGAGAACAACGCUAUCCCCAGGAGUAAAAACGAAACCCCCGGGUACAAAGAAACCCGGCCCGGACAUCCAUAACAGCGGUCCGUCUGCACGAGUUCGGGAGAGAGCCGUACAAAAUACCGUACUUUACGCCGUGUUUGCGGUUUCCAUCAUAGCAGCCAUAUUGAUCAUCGUGGCCGGAGUAUUCAUCCGCAGAGUCAGAAGGUCAGGUAAAAGACAAAGAUUAUACAAGAGAGUUCAAGAAAAACUUCGCUCAUCAGACUCCACCACUUUCAGUCUGCAAACAUUACCGAGGGAGAACUCUACUAAUAUCUACCCAAGUUCAACUGACCAGUUAUAUUAACAGAUCACAUGACUUUUUUUUGUACCCCUGAUCAGCUGACCAUCUGUAAAUUAACUCAUUUAAUGCUAGAAAUUCUUCCUAUUUAUCAUCCUUCAAAAUCGUAUCUACUGAAUUCGUAAGUUAUAUCAGAAACACAGAAUGACAGAGAAUUGACCAAUGUCCACUCAGAAGCACAGGACAACAGAGAAUUGACCAAUGUACAUUCAGAAGCACAGGACAACAGAGAAUUGACCAUUAACUUAUUGGCAGCCAAUUUCCCAUGACAGCCGUAUAUUUGAUGAAAUCAUAUAUAGCUUUCUUUCAUACUUUGUUUCCUCCCUUAGGAGAUUAUGAAGAAAAUAUAUUUACAUCAAUAUAAUUACAAAUACAUGUACAUACAAAGAAAGAAAGAAAGGGUAAAACACACUAUGUACACAAUAUAACCAAAAAUAAAAAAGAAUAGGAUAUUCUUAGUUGUACACCUCAAUAGAAAAGUACAUAUGGUAGCAGGUGUCCCUUUUAAAGCCAAAGCAUAUUUAAUAUAGAUAUAAUUACUGCAGUGAGCAUCUGUAGUAUAGGGCUGAAGUGCUGCGCACCAAUUUAUAGUUCAACAGACGGAAUGAUGUGGCGUCCAUCUUAUUUAAAGGUGUAGAUAUUUGGCCACCAAGAAGAACAAGGUACCAUUCAAAUUCCGAGAGCCCACAGAGUUCUUCACACAGUUCGACACUGAAGUUAUUAGCGAUGGCGUUCCACCACUGUUCUCGUAUAAUGACGGUACUUGGACACAAAGAAGACGAGUGACAGAAAACAUCUGUGAACGAAUUACCACAUAGAUGACAGAAAUGAACAAAGCCAUUUACAUGCAUACCUGUAUAUAUUUUGCAUAUGAAUCUGCAAAGUUCAAUGUUACCUAAUUUCCAAAAUUGUGGCAGGUUUUAUAUCUGAAAAUAUUUGUCUGAAUAAAUGGAAAUUCGGACUGUUCAUUCUCAA